This is a messenger RNA of Perognathus longimembris pacificus (Pacific pocket mouse), 2806 nucleotides long. RefSeq names its product septin 6 (gene Septin6). The coding region runs from base 239 to 1522 and encodes 427 amino acids. Lineage: Eukaryota; Metazoa; Chordata; Mammalia; Rodentia; Heteromyidae. Gene Ontology annotation, molecular function: molecular adaptor activity; GTPase activity; GTP binding. Gene Ontology annotation, biological process: cytoskeleton-dependent cytokinesis; cilium assembly. Gene Ontology annotation, cellular component: septin ring; septin complex; microtubule cytoskeleton. The transcript is spliced from 11 exons. The record is from RefSeq and is a predicted model, not a curated record.
CCAACCCAUCCCCCGCCAAACCCGGACUUCCGAGGGGGUGGGUGUUAGCGGAGAGGUUAGGCUUGGAGCGGGCGGCGAGGGGGCCCCUCCCUCGCACCGCCCCCCCACCCCCCCUCGACUUGGUCGCGCCCGAAGUGUAACACUUUCUCUUUGUCGGAGGAGCUCGUCUCUUGUUUCCUGUGCUGUGGCUCCGGUUGCUGCGGCGGCGCCGGUGGCAGCCCUGGCGGACGCAGGAGCGAUGGCAGCGGCCGACAUAGCUCGCCAGGUGGGUGAAGGUUGCCGAACUGCCCCCCUGGCUGGACACGUGGGGUUUGACAGCUUGCCUGACCAGCUGGUGAAUAAGUCAGUCAGCCAGGGCUUCUGCUUCAACAUCCUGUGCGUGGGAGAGACGGGUUUGGGCAAGUCCACCCUCAUGGACACUCUGUUCAACACCAAGUUUGAAGGGGAGCCAGCUACCCACACACAGCCGGGGGUCCAGCUCAGAUCCAAUACCUAUGACCUUCAAGAGAGCAACGUGGGGCUGAAGCUCACGAUUGUCAGCACAGUGGGCUUUGGGGACCAGAUCAACAAGGAAGACAGCUACAAGCCCAUUGUUGAAUUCAUUGAUGCACAAUUUGAGGCCUACCUGCAGGAAGAAUUAAAGAUCCGGAGAGUGCUGCACACCUACCAUGACUCCCGAAUCCACGCGUGCUUGUACUUCAUCGCCCCCACAGGUCAUUCACUGAAGUCCCUGGAUCUAGUGACGAUGAAGAAGCUGGAUAGUAAGGUGAACAUCAUCCCCAUCAUUGCCAAAUCAGAUGCCAUUUCUAAGAGUGAACUCACAAAGUUCAAAAUCAAAAUCACCAGUGAACUCGUCAGCAACGGAGUCCAGAUCUAUCAGUUCCCCACAGAUGAUGAGUCAGUGGCCGAGAUCAAUGGAACCAUGAAUGCUCACUUGCCAUUUGCUGUCAUUGGCAGCACAGAAGAACUGAAGAUAGGCAAUAAGAUGAUGAAAGCCCGGCAGUAUCCUUGGGGCACGGUGCAGGUUGAAAAUGAGGCCCACUGCGACUUUGUGAAGCUGCGGGAGAUGCUGAUUCGGGUUAACAUGGAGGAUCUGCGGGAGCAGACCCACACUCGGCACUAUGAGCUGUACCGCCGCUGUAAGCUGGAGGAGAUGGGCUUCAAGGACACGGAUCCUGAUAGCAAACCCUUCAGCUUACAGGAGACGUAUGAAGCCAAACGGAAUGAGUUCCUAGGGGAGCUCCAGAAGAAAGAAGAGGAGAUGAGACAGAUGUUUGUUCAGAGAGUCAAAGAAAAAGAAGCAGAGCUCAAAGAGGCAGAGAAAGAGCUCCAUGAGAAAUUUGACCGUCUGAAGAAACUGCACCAGGAUGAGAAGAAGAAGCUGGAAGAUAAGAAGAAAUCCCUGGAUGAUGAAGUGAAUGCUUUCAAACAGAGAAAGACUGCAGCUGAGCUACUUCAGACCCAGGGUUCCCAGGCUGGGGGCUCACAGACUCUGAAAAGAGACAAAGAGAAGAAGAAUUAACUCUGCUGUUUGCUGCAUGCUGCAUGAGGCCCAAGGUCCUGGUUUGGGCUUCCUGUAGAAGCGCCCUUUCCUGCACAACAGAGCUGGGCCUCCCUUUUCUCUAACUCCUCCCCUAAUAUGUCUAGGAGGCAAACAACUCAUGCCCUCCCCCUCUCUUCCUGCAAAAGUUUAUACAUGUCCUGAGAGUCAGAGGAUGGUGCCUGGCCUCUGAUCAAGAAGCUUAACAGUUCCAUGAUUUUGUAGCUGCAUCUUGCAUCCCAGUCUCCCCCCCCUCCAUCCACCUCCAGCUGUCCCCCACUCCCUUACUCUUCUCCCCACAUCCUCAUCCUUGCAUCCUUGCCAGACUGUAACACAUUCAGUAGGCCCAUCUGCUACUUCUUACCACCAGCCCAUUCCAACUCCGAUCGCUGCUACUUUGCUUCCCUGAUGUAUUUCUACCCACCUCGAGUGGGUAGAUAUCAGGCAGCUUCCACAUGUUCCAGCCGCCCCCCUUAGUCUCCUUGUGUUACAGUUAGGGUCUUCCCUGCCUCCCUCCCCUAUCUCCAGAAAUCACUGUCCCUCGUCAGAGGCUCCAAGUGGAGAUUCUGGAAUGCCUUUUCUUUCUGGACUCCACGCCCUUUUCCAUUCUCAGUCACUCACAGUAACUACACUGAAGCUGCAUUGAAAGUCCACCACAUGUUUAUUUACAGUGACCAAGCCCUUUUCCAUAAAAACAAUUGCUGGAGCUAAUAGCAUAAAUCCUCCCCAUCCCCACCCCAGUCUCUCUCAAUUUCUGGCUACCCCACAGAUACAGAAGGGAAUUAACGUGAAUGUUGAGUUGACAGAUUUACAGAAUACUUGAGUUUUCAGCAUCUUCUUGGUCAUUUCCCAGGGGGCUUCUUCCCAUCCCACUAAGAACGUGAUCAAUAGCAGAAAUCAUAGUCCCAGCAUCAUACAAAGUGGCAAGCUCACUGGGAAAAGAAUCAAGUGCUUGGGGGCUGUGGGGGGGAUGGUUGCUUGGGUGAAUUUUUGAGUCUUCUUUGGGGAAUGGGAUGAUGAUUUUAAAAUGCAUUUUGCACAUGUCACCAGUCAGAAGAGAUGAGAUUAUCCACCCAGAAGAAUAGAGGUAUUGUGCUUUGGGAAAGGUCUUUAACUUUGUGUUUUGAUGUGUUCCAACUCUACUAGCCCUAAUCUCACUUGCUGAUGGCUGUGGGAACCCCUUUGAAGUAGUAAGGUCUUCAUCCUCAGGGCCCUGAGAGAAUCAAAGAGCUGGUGAUGCUGUGGCUAAUAUGCCGUCUUUCUGCC